This is a messenger RNA of Miscanthus lutarioriparius, 3345 nucleotides long. The record is from the annotation of a GenBank genome assembly. Lineage: Eukaryota; Viridiplantae; Streptophyta; Magnoliopsida; Poales; Poaceae.
AUGGCGGAGGCUGCAGCUGCUGCUGCUUUUGCCAAGAACGCGGCUAUUUUCAUGGGGAAAACUGCAGCAGGGGCCGCGAUCUCCUAUCUUGUGAACAAGGCGCUGGGCCGCCUUUCGGCGGAGGAGGAAGACCUCCAUCGAAGCCUCAAGGAGAAGCUGCCAGUUAUCCAAGCAAUCUUCGAUGCUGGCGACCACGAGCUGGUUCGGGAGAGGCUGGGGGAUUGGCUCUGGAUUUUCCGCGAUGCCAUGCAGGAGGCUGAGGACGCGCUUGACGAGCUGGAGUUCUUGGAUCUGGAGAAGGAGGUCAAAGAUCGGAGACUCCGAGAAGCCAAAAACUGGAAGGUGAGUUUGUCCUCCCGGUUCUCCUUCUCCCGCAUCGGCACGGGAGUUCGUCGCUCUGUUAGUGCUGCUACCACUGGUGGUACUCCGAAGCGUCUGAAGGAUGCUCUGAAGGGAUUACAUUCAGUCCUUGAGAAUGCAGGGGAUUUCCUCUCUGUCAUCAUGAAUGUUCGUAGUUCUUCCUCUGAUAUUCAAGAUCUGGGCAAUACACGCGAGACCACUAGAGAGUUAACGACAACUGUAUUUGGUCGGCACAAGGAAAAAGGGGAACUACUUGAAUGGUUGGGUGUUCAUACUUCAGCUGACAUUGUAGAUCACAAGCUCUCGCUCUGUGCAAUUGUUGGUGGUGGUGGCAUGGGAAAGACAACACUUGCCCAGUCAAUCUGCCAAGAUAAGAAUGUUCAGGAUCAUUUUGGUAACAUGAUUAUAUGGGUGCAUGUUUCUAAGCGUUUUGAUCCUAGAGCGUUGAUGAGCAAGAUCAUGGAAUCAAUCAACCCGGACAAAUCUCGGGCCAUGGCUUUGGACUCCCUGCAAUCAGAUCUUAUCAAGCAGUUGGUGACAAAAAGAUUUUUUUUGGUCUUAGAUGAUGCAUGGGAGGAUGCCAACGGUAUAAAGUGGAAGGAAUUUUUAGGUCCGCUUAGAAAUAAUGCUGCGAUGGGAGGUAGAAUAUUGCUCACAACCCGAAUGAGAUCAGUAGCUGAAGCUAUUACGCUUCAAAUGCAAGUUGAAGUUAAAUGUUUGGAGCUGAGGGGUUUAGGUCACGAAGAUACUCUGAAGCUCUUCAAUCAUCAUGCCUUUGGUGAUUCAUAUCCAAACGAUCGUUUGGAUCUUUUACGGAUUGCUGAGCAGAUUGUGGGAAAGCUUAAAGGUUGUCCUUUCAUAGCAGAAGUACUUGGUCAACAACUAAGAGACAACACAGAUCUUAGCAGAUGGAACACGAUCUUAAAUCAGGAUAUCUACCAAUAUGAUGAAAUUGGGCCUGCGAUCAAGGAGAUGCUCAAAAGGAGCUACCAAAAUCUGAGUUAUGAACUACAGCUUUGCUUUCGGUACUGUAGCAUGUUUCCUCCUGGCUUUAAGUUCAAGAUGGAAGAGUUAACUGAGAUGUGGGUGGGUUCAGGGUUGAUACUACAACAAGAGAAUGCCAUAAAGAACCAGGAAGAUACUGCUAGGGAGCAUUUCUGUAAUCUGGCACGGAAAUCGUUCUUUUCAUUGGUACCAAGAGAACUGCUUGCAGAUCCUUCUGAAGAUUACUAUGUCAUGCAUGAUUUGAUGUAUGACUUAGCAUGUACUGUUUCUAGUGAGGAAUGUUUAAGAUUUACAGAUGGUGGCCACAGUGCUGACAUACAUUGUGUCCCUAAACUGCGUCACUUGUACAUUCAAAGCUUAAAUUCGGAAAUUAUAACAAUUAUUUCCCAGUCCAAGAACCUGCGUACUCUGAUCAUAGAGAAUGGGGCAAACUCUGUACAAAAAGAACUUGCACAUGAUCUUAAGAAAGCUAUAAAAGGCAGAACAAGCUUGCGGCUCUUAAAGUUAGAUGGACAUGGCUUGAUUGGCUUGAAUGAUGCUGCCACUGAAUUGAAGCACCUAAGGUACAUAUAUAUGUCAGCUAUUGAUGAACCUAAUCUGUGUAAACUGCUUAAGCUCUAUCACCUGCAAGUCCUUCGAAUUACAAAGAUAGAUGAAGAGGAUAAGCGUAUGAAAAAAGAUGGCCACAGAAUAACUGAGCUGCAGGAUUUAGGGAAGCUACGGAAAAUCAUUGUGCUUGAUGUCCAAAAUGUUAGCAAUUUUAAUGAAGCUUAUGCUGUUAGAUUGGAUAAUAAGACCGCUCUGAAGGUAUUGUCUUUGGGAUGGUCUGAUGAUAAUGCUAGAGAUGAUGUUCAAAUCCUCACCAAGCUUGUUCCCCACAGGAGUCUCAAGAAUUUAAUUAUUUCUGGAUAUAUUGGCAUUAAACCACCAAUUUGGAUGGAACCCAGCUACCUCACCAAUUUGGUAUAUCUCAAGCUUGAUGGCUGUGUGCAAUGGCAUGAACUCCCACUGCUUGGCACCCUACGGUCACUAAAGCAUGUCUUUCUGGUGCAUCUUACAAAGUUGAAGUGUAUUGCCAGUUUAUCCAAUGGUUCUGGCGGAUUGCCGCCUCAUCUAGUUACAUUUGAUGUGAAAUAUUGCCCAGACCUUUCAGAGCUACCUGUGCUACCUUUCAGUCUAAAGUUUUUGGGUGUAGAAGCAGUUGGAAUCUCAAGUCUGCCUACCACUAUGUCUGAUCUCGAGAGAUUAAUAGAGCCACGGCUUUCUGUGCUGCAAAUAGAAUCCUGUGAAUUUUUGGCUUCCCUUGAUGGUUCUUUCCUACAAGAGGAACAUUACAACGCUCUCUCAGUUUUAAAACUUUUUCGAUGCCAUAAAUUGAGCUCACUUCCUGAUGCAGCACAUUUUCAAAGAAUGUGUGUACUGGAGAGUGUUGAAAUAGUUGACUGCGAUAUUUUAGCAUCCUUGGGUGGGCUAGUAGCCCUUUCUCAUCUUAAACUAUUGAAAAUAGAGCGUUGUGGUAAUCUGCUCAAUACUUCAUCGUCAAGGCUUCCUCAGUCACAAGACGAAAGUUUGUCUCUGGAGCUUGAAACACUUGCAAUUGAUGACCAUCUGCUACUUGUUUUGACUCCAUUGAGGAAUUUGUGCUGCACUAGGAGGCUUAUCAUAUCAGGCGAAUCUAUAACGAAUUUGUUGCCAGAGGAUUGGUUGUUGCAGAAUGGAUUGCACCUGGAGCAUAUACAAAUAAGCAAUGCUGAACACUUGCAGUCUCUUCCGCUGAAAAUGCAUGAUUUGCACGCCCUUCGGAGUUUGCUUCUUCAUAAGGCUCCCCUCCUUCAGUCACUCCCUUUAAUGCCUCCUCAGCUGUGGGCCCUUAUCAUUACUGGUUGCUGCACAGAGUUAAAUGAGCAAUGUCUUGCCGGUGGCUCAGAGUGGGCGAAGAUAAGUCAUAUCUACCGUUGUAACAUAUCGAAUGGAAGAUGA